GCGAAGGGAGGAGAGUCCGAGUGGGUGGAGGGAGGGGAAGGGCGGGAGAAGAAAAAGGUGGGAGGAGAGCCAGGUGGGAGGGUGGCGACUCACUCAGGACCCAGUGGGGGCAGCGCGAUGAGGCGGGUGACCCUGUUCCUUAACGGCAGCCCCAAGAAUGGAAAGGUGGUUGCUGUAUAUGGAACUUUAUCUGAUUUGCUUUCUGUGGCCAGCAGUAAACUCGGCAUAAAAGCCACCAGUGUGUAUAAUGGGAAAGGUGGACUGAUCGAUGAUAUUGCUUUGAUCAGGGAUGAUGAUGUUUUGUUUGUGUGUGAAGGAGAACCAUUUAUUGAUCCUCAGACAGAUUCUAAACUACCUGAAGGGUUGUCAGGAUCUCACACAGACUGGCUAACCUUAAAUGUUGGAGGGCGGUACUUUACAACUACACGGAGCACUUUAGUGAAUAAAGAACCUGACAGUAUGCUGGCCCACAUGUUUAAGGAUAAAGGUGUCUGGGGAAAUAAGCAAGAUCAUAGAGGAGCUUUCUUAAUUGACCGGAGUCCUGAGUACUUUGAACCCAUUUUGAACUACUUGCGUCACGGACAGCUCAUUGUAAAUGAUGGCAUUAAUUUAUUGGGUGUGUUAGAAGAAGCCAGAUUUUUUGGUAUUGACUCACUGAUAGAACACCUGGAAGUGGCAAUUAAGAAUUCUCAACCACCAGAGGAUCAUUCGCCAAUAUCUCGAAAGGAAUUUGUCCGAUUUCUGCUAGCCACUCCAACCAAAUCAGAAUUGCGUUGCCAGGGUUUAAACUUCAGUGGUGCUGAUCUUUCUCGUUUGGACCUUCGAUACAUUAACUUCAAAAUGGCCAAUUUAAGCCGCUGCAAUCUUGCACAUGCUAAUCUCUGCUGUGCAAAUCUUGAACGAGCUGAUCUCUCCGGAUCAGUGCUUGACUGUGCAAAUCUCCAGGGAGUCAAGAUGCUUUGUUCUAAUGCAGAAGGAGCAUCCCUGAAACUGUGUAAUUUUGAAGAUCCUUCUGGUCUUAAAGCCAAUUUAGAAGGUGCUAAUCUGAAAGGUGUGGAUAUGGAAGGAAGUCAGAUGACAGGAAUUAACCUGAGAGUUGCUACCUUAAAAAAUGCCAAGUUGAAGAACUGUAACCUCAGAGGAGCAACUCUGGCAGGAACCGAUUUAGAGAAUUGUGAUCUGUCUGGCUGUGAUCUUCAAGAAGCCAACCUGAGAGGUUCCAACGUGAAGGGAGCUAUAUUUGAAGAGAUGCUGACACCACUGCACAUGUCACAAAGUGUCAGAUGAGAAUUUCAGGGCUGGAGGAAGAAGUCCAAGAUGCAAAAUGUUUUCCUUAUCACUUUUUUUUUUCUCCACCCACUCAGUUGUCUGGAAGAAAUAACACUGUAAGGGAAUUAAAAAAAAACAACAACAACAAAACAUUUAGAGGAUGAUGCUUGUUCUCAGCGGUGCAUAAAGGAAAAAAGUGACUUUUUUCCACAUUCUGAUUAAGCACUCAUGUAAUAGAUGUAGGGAAGCUAGAUUAGCUUGCUGCCUUUUGAGUGGAGGUAGGGGGAUCUGCCUGGCUUCAUGACCAGGAAUAGGAUCUGUUAUAUUUGCUUUUAAAUAGGCAUGAUGUGGAAAUACCAUCUUGGUUUGAAAUGUACUUGAGGAUUUUAAUUUAUGAAAAGCACAACAUAUGCAAUUAUAUUUAUUGAAUCUCUAGAUGCAGUGUGGAUAUUUAAAUUGUUAAACUUUAUGAAAAUUUUGCAGAGUUCAGGUUUAUUAAUAGCUUUAGUGAUGCACUCCCCAACUUUAAAUACCUGUCACGCCAUGUGAAUAUGGUGAGAUCAGAUUCUCCAAGGCUCUCUUUUCAGGUUCAUUUUUAUCAUGGUUAUUUUUUAGAACAAAGCAGUAGCUAAAUUAAAUCCUCGGUUCUUACUGAUUGAGACAGAGUGAAAGGAAAGACAUCAUUGUCAGCUCAAGUUAAGGUGGAACUCUCCAGAUGGACGAAGAAUUUGCCUAUUGCUACAGCUUUUAAAUGAGCAUCUUUAGAAUUUCAUUCGAAGCAAGUUCCACUCAAUGCCAGACCAGGCAAUUUUAUCAAUUUACACUACUAGCCUUGUCUCCUCCUGUACGGUGAAGACAAGUAUAGGAAGAUAUGUCAAAACCAAAAAACCAAGGUGCAUUAUUAAUAUUAAUUUAAUCCAAAUGCCAAAUGGUUUAAACAGGGCCAGCUUAGAAAUAGGUAUUAAUAAAUCCCAGUCCACUGCAAUUCAAGCUAUAAGAUAUGAAUGAAUUUGGCAAUCAUCUUGACAUCAGCAUAACUGCAGCUAAAACCCUACAUUGGGGAAUGAGGGGAUUUUAAACUGACAGUUUGAUUAUAGCCACCAAAAAAUUGAAAUAAGAAUAAAGGCAUUUGGCUGGUCCAAGAUGUAAUACCAAUCAGUCAGCACCUGUUGGUAUUUGACUUCUGUUUUCUGGUUUUCGUUUAAAUAAAUUCUAGCCUGAUUUUCUUGAGUCCUCAUCUCUGCAGUAGCAGAGACAGGGCCUGUACUCCCUUACUAGUAACCCGUGUCCUUACGUCUACCCCAAGAGCAGGGAUAUAAGCUGUGUCCAAAUAGGUUCUGAAUUCUACAGACUCAUCAGUUUG
Molecule: messenger RNA, 2632 nt
Organism: Ailuropoda melanoleuca (giant panda)
Lineage: Eukaryota; Metazoa; Chordata; Mammalia; Carnivora; Ursidae
Gene: KCTD9
Product: potassium channel tetramerization domain containing 9
Exons: 12
Coding region: 118-1287 (389 amino acids)
Biological process (GO): intracellular signal transduction; protein homooligomerization
Molecular function (GO): protein binding
Source: RefSeq, a predicted model, not a curated record